ACUUCGACUCCACCGCGUCCAAUCGAACUUUCCGCCCGACCCCAAAUCGAGCCGGCGGUUCUCUUGUCACACCCAUCACCACAGGACCUCGAAGAGGCUGAAAUAGACGCAGAACUGAUACCCCCUCUGGAGGCCGUAGUGAACAUCACGGACCGCGCCGCCCAGCAACUGUUGAAUAUCCAUGUACGCGAGGCGAACCCUGACGCGGGGCUGCGCAUAUCCGUCGAGUCGGGCGGGUGUCACGGAUACCAGUACAAGAUGGCGCUCACCAAACACCGAGAGCCGGACGACUACCACUUCUCGCGGCGGGACAUCGCCCCGUCGAACGUGUAUGUGGACGCCGUGUCGCUGCCACUCCUGAAAGGCGCGACGAUCGACUACGCGACGGAGCUCAUCGGCAGCUCGUUUCGCAUAUUGGACAACCCG
Molecule: messenger RNA, 426 nt
Organism: Heterobasidion irregulare TC 32-1
Lineage: Eukaryota; Fungi; Basidiomycota; Agaricomycetes; Russulales; Bondarzewiaceae
Exons: 3
Biological process (GO): iron-sulfur cluster assembly
Cellular component (GO): mitochondrion
Molecular function (GO): iron ion binding; 2 iron, 2 sulfur cluster binding; 4 iron, 4 sulfur cluster binding
Source: RefSeq, a predicted model, not a curated record